AUGGCGUCGGCGCUGUCCUCGCGCGUCGCCGCGACGGACGUAUCGUUCUCCCCGCGAACCCCCGCGCGCCGUCGCGCCUCGACGGAUGCGAGACCGCGGAGAUCGAUUUCGCGCGGCGGCGGCGUGCGCGCGUCCGCCUCUCGGGGACGGGGGCAGGAUCAUCCGCUUUUCGACGUCGCCGCGCGUGACGUUUCGCGAAGCUACGCGACGUCGGUGGGAACGCCGACCGAUCCGACGCCGACGCUCCCUCCCGGGACCAUAGGCGGCGUCGUGUUCGUGUCGUCCUUCCUCGCCGCGCUUCUGAGGAAACGCGCGCGACGGAGCGGCUCCUCCUCGGACGCGGACCUGCGACGGAAGUUCCGCGGAGAUCUCAUACGUCAGCGACUGAAGCGCGCGGUCGGGAGGAACUGGAUGGGCCAGACGAUGAGCUUGGGCCGAUCGAACGACGCGACCGAAGUGGACACGCGCGAGCGCGACUUCGCCGGAGACCGGCUGCGGAGCACGAGGGACAUCGCGUUCGCGCGCGCGAGCGGGCUCGUCCGCGCGGACAAGACGAAACCGCGGGAGGAGGACGUCGCGUGGACGCUCGCGGCGACGCGACGCAACGCCGUCGCCGCCGCGGAAUUCGCCGCGGUGUCCCGCGGGGAACGGCUCAACGGCGCGAGCAUGACCUCGCCGCCGCGGUCGCAGUCGCAGUCGCGGCAACAACAACAACAGCAGCAGCAGUCGUCGACGGACGUCCCGAUAACCCUGUGCGUGACGUGCCCGGUGCGGCCCGGCCAACGCGUCGCCGUCCUCGGAGAGCCCGCCGCGUUCGGCGGCUGGGACGCGAGCCGAGCCGCGCUGCUCGACCGCGUCGGCGAGGACCGGUGGCAGAAGGCGUGCCGCGUCCCGGCCGGCGAGAUGGAGUACAGGUACGCGCUCGUGUACGUGCGACCGAACGGCGAGGUCGUGCUCGAGACCGAGGUGGGCGGGCCGAGAACGAGGAGGGUCUCAUCAGACGCGGGGCCCGGGGGCGGGAACGCGUUGAUGAUCGACGAGACGUCGCCCGUCUUCGGCGCGCCAGCCGGCGCGUCGCCGGCGCGCGGCGAGAGGGCGCCGGCGCGGCGACCCCCGCGACGCGAGAAGAGGGAGAGCGAGGAGGUGAUACGGAAGAGGGCGACGCGCGUCGCGGAGAGGCACGACGUGGACGUUGACACCGCGCUCGAGGUACUGCGGCUAGUGAAGAACGACGAGCGACUCGCCGGGAAGUUGCUGGGGACGAUGACGCGCGGGAUCGGCGGCGGCGGCGGCGCGGCGGCGGCGGCGGCGGCGCGCCGCGCGCCCGCGCCCGCGCGCGCGCGCGCCUCGCCGCCUCCGUCGCCGCGCCGCGCGGACGCGUGGCGUCCGACGACGCCGGUCGCGGAGGACGAUCGCACCGCCGCCGCGGCCAACUCCGGGUCCGGGUACGACCCGGACGUGAGCGAGACGUUCAUGUCGUCGGACGUGAAAGUCGUGGAGGACCUCUCCGACGUCUCGGACGAGGAGCUCGCGCGUCUCAUCGGGGACUUGCAGCGCGAGCUGGACGAGAGCUGAUUGAGAGGGUCGCCACGUGAAUGGUGUUAUUGUAUCGCUAUCGCGCCACC
This is a messenger RNA of Micromonas pusilla CCMP1545, 1625 nucleotides long. RefSeq lists its product as uncharacterized. The transcript is spliced from 2 exons. Lineage: Eukaryota; Viridiplantae; Chlorophyta; Mamiellophyceae; Mamiellales; Mamiellaceae. The record is from RefSeq and is a predicted model, not a curated record. Gene Ontology annotation, molecular function: starch binding. Bases 1 to 1575 code for a protein of 524 amino acids.